Colletotrichum graminicola M1.001 is the source of this 966-nucleotide messenger RNA. RefSeq names its product fic/DOC family protein. The record is from RefSeq and is a predicted model, not a curated record. The transcript has a single exon. Bases 1 to 966 code for a protein of 321 amino acids. Lineage: Eukaryota; Fungi; Ascomycota; Sordariomycetes; Glomerellales; Glomerellaceae.
AUGUCGAUGACGAUCCGCGCCGAUGACGUGUACCUCCAAUACUCCAAGGAUCAAGAUCCCAAGAAGCUUUUUGAAAAGGCUUCUAGCUGGUUUUCAACGCUCCAGAACACGAGCUUGAACAGCACGCAGACAGAUCUCGUACUCAAAGAGACGCACGACGCGAUCAUUCGUGCCAUAUUCGGAUCAAACAUGAUCGAGAGAGCUGGUCUUGGAUGGGACAUCACUGUUCAUCUCUGUCGCAAGAUACUUGCCGGCGAAGAUGUUAAGGACAUCCCCGAGCGUUCAAUCGAGUACCAAAGCGAACUUCUUGAAAUGUACAGCAAACAAAGCAACCUCAAGGGUAUGCCUGCUCAGUACAUCCUCCGAGGCCGCCGCGAAAUCAUCCAGCAUGCGCGCGCUUUCCAAUACAUCAUCCACACCUUCGUCGUUGAGCAACAAGAUCUUACCGAGGAAGUCAUUAAGGAAACACAUCGUAUCCUUACCAAAGGAGUACCUAUCGUCCAAGAGGGAUUUCCAGAUAUUCCUGCAGAAGAUUACAGUGGCAUCUAUCGCAAAGUCCAUGUCGGUGCGGGCUCGACUAUGUUUACUGUUCCCCAAUUCAUUCCAGCCAAAAUGAGAGAGCUAUGCGACAACCUCAAGGCAGAGCUGGAGGAAGCAAAGGAACGGAACUGCAUUGAUCCAUUCUCAAUCGCGUCCAAGUACUCAAUGGAGUUUGUGCAAAUCCAUCCAUUCCAAGAUGGAAAUGGACGAACCUGUCGCAUGAUACUCAACGCCAUCCUCUGCCGUUAUGCAGGUAUCGUCAUCCCGAUUGGAGAACAAGGAGAGGAAAGGGAGGAGUAUAUCAAUAUCAAGAAGCGGGCAAGCGAGACAAUGGAUGGACAUGGGGAAUACGCUACAUUUGUGCUUGCGCGAGCUGUCACUCGCCUUCGAGGACUCAAGAAGAAGCUAGCGGGCAAGGCUAAAUAA